AUGGUAAAGCGCGCCGGCCGGGGGUUGUCGGUCAAGGACCUCCCCGACCACCUGGCCGAACUUUUGCGUCAGAACGACGUGAAAGGGACGCCUUUAACCAGGACCGAAGUCAGCACACAGUUGGCCAAAGAGCACGGUACUAGCCGCGAGAACACCGAGAAAGCGCUGGACGCUUUGAUUCAAAUGCACAAGAUCGUCGAGGUGGCGACUGAGAGUGGCAGUACACCGGUUUUUCAUGAUCUUUUGAGGUUCAAGUAAGCGAGUUUAGUUUGGUUGUUAGACUUUUAGGCAGGGCUUGUAAAUGAUUCCUUAGACUAGUCCUGGGCCGGAUUUUUAAGGCUAUUCCCGAAUCGAAUUUUUAAGGCUAGUUCCGAAUCGAAUUUUUGAAGCUAGUCCCGAUUCGGCUUUUAAGGCUAGUCACGGCAAACGCAAAUUUUCGGUCCGGACCAGGAGUUGGGCGUUGGUUUGCUUGGGCUUACUUGGGCUGGCUCGGCCCGACUUUCUUCUCGUGGCUUUAGCCGGGCCGGAUAGUCUCUUUCUAAGCUUUUUGGCAUACAUGGGUCUACCGAGACCGGCCUCUUUUAAACUGUUUUUGGCUAGGCUAAGCUGGGCCUUGUUAGCCUCUUUUUUAAGUCUAGUUUUGGAACCUGAGGUGAGACUCUGGUACCUUCAUUUAGGUGCCCCCCCCCCCUUUUUUUUAUUGAUUUGGCCCGGCUUUUUAGAUUUACCUGGACCGGGCACGAUCCGGAUCUAGUGAGCCCUCUUUCAGACCUAGUUGUAGAAUCUAAGUUGGGCUUCUAGGGCCUUUAUUUAGGCCCUUAGGUCCUCUUGAUCCUGAAUAGCUAGGCCCUUUUCAAAUUUAAUUUAGACUGGUAUGGUCCGGCCCGAGUUCCGGCCUUUGGGCCCACGUGUGUCGGCCUGGUCUUGUUUAAAUUUGCUUUGGCCGGGUUGGGCUAGACUUAGGAGGUCCCUUUUCAUAUCUUCUAUGCCUUCAAGCCCACAGGCGCCAGUCCUGCCUAGUCCCUUUCAAAAUUGUUUUGGCCCAUUCCUCUUUUAGGUGUAGCUUCGCCUUAGGUCAACCUGAGGCUAAACUUAAUUACCUCAACAAUACUCUCUCUCCCCCCCCUUCCACUUCCCCCCCUUCUCCCACUACCCCCCCCUCUCCCACUACCCCCCCCUCUCUUAAUGCUAGUUUUUAAAACCAUACUCAAUAUUUUCAGAAUGUCCCGCGAACGUCGGCUUCGAAUCGGCCCCAACACUGAUCUAUUCUCCGUGGUUCGCAAGAGUUUGAUCGAGAAGUCUGCACGCUCGUCCCAGUACGCAAUGUCAGUUUCCGAAAUCCACGACUACGUGCAAUUGACGUAUCAGCUGGAGGGGAAUUCAGACGAGCAUCUGUUUGCUGGAAUCAUGAAGACCGUGAAAGCAAUGUUGAAGCGAGAUUUGGUGGAGGAGAAGGUGCCGUUGCAUAACAAUGAUUCGAAGUACUUUGCCACCAGCUCGCUUAUGCUUAAUGUAAGUUUUUUGUUAUAGGGGAGGUCGUUAUUGAAGAGUUAUAGAAAAGUCCCACCGUAUAUUACAUGGUGCGCCAAAAGUCCCCGGACUAACUUUACUGGUUGAUUCCUUUAUGUUGUACGCGAUUUACAAAAAUUCCGUUAAUAUCCUGCCUUUCCAGACCUCCCUCCCAGCCCUCGACCCAAAACCCUCCACCUCAGCACAUGCCCCACUGGAGGUAUCGCUGGACAACAACGCCUCCUCAUGCUCUCCCUCGCCAAACUCGAGUAGUUCCUUCAAACGUCGAGAAAAGCGCCUGUCAGAAGCGUCCCAACAAAACAGUGAUGCCAGUAAAACGGAGCUCAAAAGUCUACAAGAUAGCCUAUCUUCCUACUUUACUCCGUCGAACUCAAGACGGUCACGAGUGGCACAGUCAUCGUUCUCGUUGGAGCAUUUUCAGUCAAUGGACGAGGAUAAACUGGGGCCAUUGGAGAUUGAUGUGAACAGGAGCUUGGAUUUGAAGAGUGAGGAUGAUGGUAAGUGGUUUUUUGAAAAAAAAUAUUCAAAUUCAAAAUUUUAAAAAUUUAAAAAAUUAAAAAAUUUUUUUUUGAAAAAAUUUUAAUUUUUUUAUAUCACAAGGUAACAAUCACAAUUCUUACUUAAAAAUGUCGCUUCAGGUUCAGUAACUUCACCUACACGACAUCAUGCAGACCGACUGCUAGACUCGUUAUCACCUUAUUUUAGUGCCAAUACAGAAAGACGAAGGAAACAUGAAAAAGGGGAAUAUAAACAGCUUUGUAAUGGCAUUCCGCUGAAAAAGAAAGGUAAAACUUGUUGAUUAAUACUUAUCUUUAGUUUUUUGUCACAGAUUUACUAUAGUAACAAGGGAAUUCCGAAUCUGGCUCGAUCUGAUUGACUUCAAACUUUUUAUAAAGAAAGAUCAUGUAAAUAUAAGAUCUUCAGCAAAGUACUAAAUCGCGCUUUCCAGGAAAUCACGAGAAAAUCGAGAUUAAAAAAUGACAUUUUGAAUUUCCCGCCAACUUGGCAUUGUGUUUCAAGCUUGUAACUUUGUCAUUUUUUGACUUUUAAUUAUUUUUCUUUGAUAUACUAGUAGAAUACCUUUAAAUGAACCUACAUUUUUAAAUUUGUAAGCGUAUCUUGUCUGGAAAGUCAAAAAAAGUGCUUGAAACACAAUGCCAAAUUUGCCAAAUUGGCGGGAAACCCAAAUAAUUCAAAUUUAUAACUCAAGAGCGCCAGCUAAAAUUUUUUAUGGGUACUAUUGGUGGUACAAAGAAUUCAUAUAAAAAUUUUGAGCUGAUUCUGAGCGGGACAAGUUGGGUACUUUCCUUGUGAAUGUAUUAUAAACCCUCCAAAACCCUUUUUCUAAACUUAAAAAUCAUCAUUUUAGGCCGUUCAAGUGACAACGGUGUGAAAGACGUUUUACAUGAUGUUAAAAACGAUGAAGAGGUAUGUUUCAACCUAUAUUUCACCCUAUAUUAACCAAUAUUACGCCCUAUAUUAUACGAAUCCUCGAAACUUGAAAGUACAACCCAAACAAAACCUUCCGCCUACCUAUCUGUUCCAUUAAAAAUUAUUAUUUUUUUAUGAUCGGAUCAUAAAAAACAAUUCCGACAGCUAUCAGUCCAAUUUGUUUUUGUUGUAAUUUAAGGUUUGUCUUAAUGUUUUCAAAAAGUAAAACAAAAAUUUUGUCACUUUAAAACUGAUUAUCUUAUCUGUUCGUUGAAGGUUUCCGAAUUUUCAACGAACAGCUAUCUUUUUUAAUAUUGUGGUAUUUAUAUUGUAGUUAGGAGUUUUGGAGUUUAACUUUUGAUGUUUUGUCAACAGUUUCUUUCUUUGAGAGCAAUACCAGGUGUUAGGUACACCGGUAAAGGGGCCGGGCCCGGUUGUAGUCCUUGGUUCGGGCUUCUACUAGAACUGGCUUCCAAGGCGGGCCGAAUUCUUAGUCCUACCCUUUUUUAUAAGGGUCCCUUUCAAGUUUUAUAGGUCCGUCUUUCAAUUUAACAUGGAAUAUUUAGAUGGAUCACGUGCAUCGCCACACCCCGAGCGUAUCCUCAAUGUGUGGCGAGAACGCGGACGUCAGUCGAGUGUCACCAGCUUUAAAACGGAAGCAUUCCAGCUUCGACAGCGAAGACCUGUCCAUACCUUCACAUUCCGUCACACCAAGCGAUUGUGCUAGCCCAUCGAAACGUCGACCUCGAAAGUUGGCCAACCGUACCAGUGCCAACUUACUCAAACGAGCUCGACAACAUCAAGGUGAGAUAACAAACCCGCUUUUAAGCGAUUAUAUUGAAAUUAACAUAACACACGAAUACUUGGCAAUAAUUUACGACAUUUGUUAGUAGAAAAGGUUGCAGAUUUCAGAUAUUUGUCUCGAAAACCUAAAAAAUGUUUUAAAAUAUCAAAUAUAGUUGAUCCCUACCUUAUUUUUGGUCAAAAACAAUAGAAUACAGCUUGGCCUUUACAUUGAAGAGGUUUCAGAUUCCAGAUAUUUGUCUUUUAAACCUGAAACAUGUUUUUAAAAAGUUUUCUCAAAGAUAACGUUGACAUCUUACCUUAUUGUUGAUCAAAAACAAAAGAAUACAGAACAGUUUGACCUUUACAAAAUACUGGUUGACCUUUUAAACUUUUAUAACCACUAUAAAAGUACACAGAACCUUUAACCCAGCUUGAGCGCCACUUUUGACCAACUUUUAUUGGUAAAAGGCGCGAAACAAAAGAGCGCGACCUGCGUCCCUGCCCAGAUUUUAUUUUUUCGGAAAUUAAUUCCGCUUGUUUUCGGAAAAACUUGAAGAAUAUUCGAAUAUCUACCUGGAAAUUUAUCGUUUUGCUAUAAUUUUGAAAAUUAACAUUGUUUAAGCAUCAUAUUAUUGUAGGCUUGGAUAUUGAUCUAAAAUUAACGUUUUGUUAAAGUUUUUAAAGUUAUAUUGUUUUAGCCCGCCUCGCUCAUUCCUUGAAGUUGAAUGGAACGUCGAGGAAAGAACGCAGCACGUCAAAUGUAAAUAACAGUUCCAGAAAGAGUCGUCUAACUGCUGAACCUGUUCAUUCAACGGUUAUUAGCAAUUCGGCUGUCAAAAUGUAAGUUUUGAGAUCAAUCGAUUAGUAAAUUCGUAUUUUAACUUGUCUUUUACCUUUUUAAUUUGUUAUUAUUACUCGCCUUGCUUUAAACUUGAUGUUUUUCUUAAUUUUUUUCUGUGAUAUCAGGACUCAAGGAUAAUAUCGCAUUAAAACUAAUAUAACUUUAGUUUUCGUGAGCCAAAUCCUUUGUUUUAAAAUAUGUUUGACAGCCUUAUACAUGAUUAUAAUCAAAAUUCCUUUUAUAAAAAAUUGUUUCAGAACCUCACCAUUACGAAAAUCAGGGUCGUUCUCUCCGGUCAAAUUCCUAAUGGAGCCUUCUACUUCAAAAGAGAAUGCAUCGCCGGUGAAGAUUCGAAAAGAAGAUGAAGAGAUGUUUAAUAAGGCCCAUAAGAUUGUGCAGGAUGUAAGUAGUAUAAUUUCAUUGUUUUUUGAAGUUUAGGUACAACAACAGCAACUGAAAGGUUUGAUAUCCUUAAAAAUGCGAAAAUCUUAUCGGUUUUGGCCGCAACUAUUUUUUAGUGCUAGCUACAAGCAUGAAAAUUGCAGAAAUUGCAGUUUAUUCAUUUUUCUAUAUUUCUCAAAAAAGCAACUUAUGAAAUUCUCAAAGAUUCAGAAGUUACAGUAAUUUUACCGUACCCCACUUUUGGAAUUUCGACCGAAUUUCUAGCAAAACCUCUUGUAUCUCAUUCAGAACACGUUUUAAUGCCCAAUCUAAUGCAUAUUACUCUAGCGGAUGGAUCGAAACACAAAAGCCAUGGCCGAAAAGGGUGAAAAUGCAAUAACAAUACCUAAAAUACGAAUUGGUCGUUACGAAAUCGAAAGCCUGUAUUCUUCGCCGUAUCCUGCCGAAUAUGCUGGAGUGCCUUUGUUGUACAUAUGCGAGCAUUGUUUGAUGUAUAUGGCUAGCGAUGAUCGGCAUAAAGUAAGGUUUUUGAGUUUUUGUUGGUUUUUAGGUAACAAUUUUUGGAAUUGGAGGGGAAGAGAGGUGUUUGCUGAGUUUUUGGGUAACAUUGCUUUAAAAAGUGGACUUUAUUGAUUUUUAGGUAACAUUCCUUUAAAAUUAGAGUGGAAACCAUUUUUCAUGGGGUUUUAGUUUAUGUUGAAGUAAAAAUCGGCCAAAACUUUAAAAAACUAAAAUUUUCAGAAAAAAUGCCGUUCAGUGUUCCCCCCAGGCAACGAAAUCUACCGCAAAGACAAUAUUUCGGUCUUCGAAGUCGAUGGAAACACGGCCCGAGUCUAUUGUCGCAAUCUUUGCCUCCUGGCCAAGUUGUUCAUGGACCACAAGACGUUGUAUUUUGAUGUGGAGCCCUUUUUGUUUUAUGUUUGUGUUAUUCGUGACAAAUUUGGGUUGCAUUUUGCUGGUUAUUUCUCGAAGGAAAAGUACAGUCAUCAGAAGUUCAACUUGGCAUGCAUUGUCACAUUGCCGGCGUAUCAGAACAAUGGAAUUGGACGGUUUUUGAUCGAUUUCAGUGAGUUUUUAAAGUUUUUGUUAUGAUUUUAGGCUUUUUGUUUGGUUCUUAUGGUUUUAGGCUUGUUUGAUCAUUGAUUUGGAAUUUAUUUUUGAAAAUUUUGUGAAAAGGUCCGAAAAAUCGAUUUUAAAAAAUUUUGUAAAAAAUUCCGGAAAAAUCGAUUUUUCAAAGCGAAUUAUCGCUGUUAGAGGCACAGAAUUAUUUGAACAACUUAAUAUAACACCAUUUCAGGUUACUUGAUAUCCCGCCAAGAAAGCAUGUUAGGCACCCCAGAACGACCCCUCUCCGACCUCGGCCGAAUCGCCUACGAAAGCUACUGGCGCACCGCGAUCUUCGAAUUUCUAUACCGAAAACGACAGAAAGGACCGACCGAAACCCUGUCCCUAAACGACAUUUCCCGCGGCACAGGUAUCGCCUUCUACGACGCGGUGGAAGUGCUGGUUAGCGAAGGGUUUUUGAACGAAAAAGACGGCCAAUUGGAGUGGUUUUUCGACUGGCCUAGAAUCGAAAAACAUUGGGAAACGGCCAAGGCCAAUCCGAAGCGGAUAUGGAUCGAUGAGACCAAGUUAAGAUGGACGCCCAGAGUAUACACGCCUACGAUUGACAUGAUCGGCCGAAGUCCCAUCAUGUCGCCGGUAAGGUUGGGAUUGUCAAGGGAGAACGACGUAAGUUGGGGGUUUUUUGAGGAUUUCCAACCUUUUGUUAUCUAAACGGCUAGAAAUUUCAAUUUUUUAACAUUUUGUUACUUAAAUGUUAAUUUUUCAAUAUUUUGUUACCUAAAAAGCUGAAAAUUGCAAUUUUCCAACAUUUCUUUACCUAACCUGCCCUACUUUUCUUAUAUUUUCAUUUUCAGCCCAACACCCAACAAGUUCUGGCAUCGGCGGCGUGCCGGCGCCUCUUCAGCCCGGACAAGAACCGCCGACGCUCCGAACCCGAGGACCAGAAUCAGCAGAGCGCCAAAGACUCGGCGGCCUCACGCAAACGCCAGAACCGAAAAAACUCGAAGGCGGCGGUGCUCGCGCCCAAGAACCAAUUGCAGCUCCUCACCGACGACGAGCUCGACACCAACCCGCCCAACAAGAACUCGUCAUCUUUCGUCGGCCCAAAACACCGACAAAACGCAAAAGGUAGGGGUUGGUGUGGUGGAAAGAAAGUUUUUGCCAUUUUUUGUGGAAAGAAAGUUUUUGCCGUGCUUUGUUUUGGAAAGAAAGUUAUUGUUACUUUUUGUUUUGUAAAGAAAGUUUUUUCCGUGCCUUGUUUUGUAAAGAAAGUUUUUUCCAUUUUUUGGUUUGUAAAGAAAGUUUUUGUCAUUUUUGUCUUGGAAAGUAAGUAAACGAAAGCCUAUAGUCUUAAAUGUUCCCGUCUAAUCAUCUUUCAGAGUCUCAGUCGUUCGAGUCUUACUUUGUCAGAAGUACCACUCCCGUCACUCCCAAAGCCUCGCCGGUGUCUCUAGAUCAAGAAUAAUUAAUUAUAUUUCAAGCUUAAAUAAAGUGUAUUUUUACAUUUUUUCUUAUUUUUAAGUAUUUAUGGAAAACACGGUUUUUCUGCCGCUAUUUUGCACUGUGGACCUGGAUAGCCAAAAUUUGGCCGUCGUUCUGCACUGACUUAGGUCUAUGGCGUUUUUUGUUUUGUAAAGAAAAUUCUUGCCAUUUUUUGCCUUGGAAAGAAAAUUUUUGCCAUUUUUUGUUUUGUAAAUAAAGUUCUUGCUAUUUUUUCUUUGUAAAGAAAGUUCCUGCUAUUUUUUAAACCUGACCUGUAAACCUAUAGCCUUAUCCCUCUUCAGACAGUCGCCGCGCAAUCCCCUCCUCCAGCUCGGACGACACCGACGAUGACGACUUCAAAUUGGUUGGGUCGGCCGAACGCCGCCGCUCCAGGCCUGGUCGUCGACCGAGCGCCGCCGCUAAAAACGACAAAAAGAGACAACAGCGAGAAACCGCGAAGGCGUCGGACGAAGCUGACUCCAGCAACUCGGAAUGGUCCCGGCCCGCAUCGCCAGCGGCCGAUAAGAAGAGGAAGGCCAAAGAGAUCGUGGAAAUGAUGGAGGUUUCUAGUGAAGGUGAGAGCUUUUUUAUUUGGAAUGGAUAAUACUGGUUGAUAUCAGAUGUAAAAUGGGAAAUAAUAGUCGAUAUCAGGUAUAAAAUGGCCACUAAUAGCCAAAACCAGCCAUAAAAAGACCAAAGAUACGCUACAUCAAAUAGCCAACAGCCUAUAACAAUAUCAUUUUCAGAGGAACUACCCACCCCAAAACCUCGCCAACCCGCUGCCACAGGCAAAAAAGGUAAACCAAGCGCGGCCAAAAAGACUGGCAAAGGCAAGAAGUCGCGAAAAGCCGGCUCCGACUCAGACAAUGAUCAAACCUACACUGUCGGUAGACCACCCGGUAAAAAAGGCACUGGAAAACGACCAGGCCGACCACCCUUGGGCGACAAAGGUCGAAAAGGUGUUGGUAAGAAGAUUGAGAACAUUACUGACAGUAAAACUUCGAAAACAGACGGUAAAGCCAACGGUAAACCGGCCGAAACUGAAGACAAGAGCUCUGCGAAAGGCCUGACCUUACAGGUUGAAAAAUCCGCCUUGGCAGUUACCGCCCCGACUUCAGAAGCAUCGUCAAGAACUACGUCGCCACGACCUUCCACCUCGACCAAUCUUCAUCUGACUUUGAAUGAAAGCGACGAUGAUGACGAAGCCAAUAGAUCUGACUUAUCACCUUCUCCUGGCCCAUUAUCAGGCCGAGGGAAUCGCAUUUCAUUGGUCGCUGAAACCAUGAACAUGGGUGGCGAGCCAGACACAGUGAAUAUGGGCGGAGAACCGGACGACGAGGACGAAAGUCAUCAACAAUUCGCGGCCACACCGAAAGCUCCCAAACCUCAUAUGAUUGAAGAUGAGUAUUCAAAUCAUGUGGGUGAAGGUGAAGAUGGAUUAGGUCAGAAUUUGCCGGAGUUGCCAUUGGCAGAGCUACCUCGAAGUCUAGGGCAUCAAAACUUGUCGGAGAUUCCCUUGUCAGAGUUGCCUCAGAAUUUGUCGGAUUUGCCUCAAAGCUUGUCGCACAACUCUUCGCUCCAAUCAAAUAUCGAUUUACAUUCACAAGAACCAGCCUUAACAGCGGCGAGCUACACAAAUGCUACUGAGUUAGCGUAUCAACAGCCGUGGCAAAUUCAGAGCAAAGCUGAUUAUCAACAUGGGAACAAAGCUGAUUACCAACAUUCAAACAAUUCCGAGUACCAACACAAAGCCAGUAUGCAAGAGUACGACCAUCACAAAAACACCUACAACCCACACAAGGCCAGCCUCGACUACCAACACAAAAACAUGUUCAAUCACAAGUCCUCAGUACCUGACUUUCGCCAGAAUCCCGAGUUUUCCCAACAGAAAUCACUCGACUACGCACAAAUCCCCUACAAUGGUCAAUAUCAACAUCAAGAAGGCAACAACCAAUACUCGCGAGAACGAAACGGCCAAUAUCAAAGUGUACCACAGCCCGAACUGUACCAAGAACCGCGAAUGGUUAACAACUCGAAAGCCUUGGAAUGUGCGGCCCCGAUUUUAUCCAAUUUACCGCUAAAUCAACCGGUUUUGGAGCAGACGGAUGAGAAUGUACCAAUGCCAAUUUUAGAGAAAGAAAUUGAAACACGUGUACAGGAUGAUAAUACGCCUGUACAGGAUGAGGAAGGACUUGAUGCGCCGCCUCCUCUUUCUCCCGAAAUGGUAUGUUUUUUUUUGAUAAGCGGUAACCAAAUUUUCCAAAGUUGGGCGCUUUGAAUGGCUCAUCCAUAUUCUGACAAGCUGGUAUAUGAUAUUAGGUUGUUCAAAUAAUUCUGUGCCUCUGUCAAAACAAAUCUCCGGGGUUAGUUGGCAUAGAAUUAUUUGAACAACCUAGUACUAUUAACCUAAGAAUUAAAAAAUUUUUAAAACAGCCUUAGCCUUUGGCCUGAGACCUUACAAAUCCCAUUUAAAGACUUUCCUGGACCUAAAAUUUCAAAAAUCUCAACCUUUUCCCCACACCACCAUGGGAGGGGAAAAGGUUGAGAAUUUUGAAGGUUCUUGACCUCCUCAAGGUUUAAUCUACCUCCUCAAGACCAACAUUAUUUUAGGCCAAAGCCAACGAAGCCACCGACAACGGCCCACCAGUACUAGACAGCAAUCCAGGGCCGUCCCGCAAACGUUCCUCCAAUCCCGCUCAAAUCUCAGAGCCACAAAUCCAAGUCAACGAUCGGAUGGACAACUUGGCCAUCGACUGUGAACAAGCCAAAAGUCAAGCUGAUGUUCACUUCAAUAGCAACGACUUUUCGAAAAUACAACGCAAAAACGUGCAUCAAAGCCCGAUUUUGCAGCCGAAUUCGAAUUCUCCAGCCAAUUAUAAGUAGGUUUUAAAGGGUGUACCGAAUUUUAAGAGAGCCGGGCCGGAAAAUGUAAGCUUCAAGACCCAAACCAAUGCCCCCAGGAUCCCAACUUAGGUCCCGCAACGAAAGAUUUGAUUUACGAAAAGUGUAAAACGAAUCUUUUAAAACUGUUUACUUAAGAAUACUUUAUUUUCAGACCAAGCUCCCUCCCCCAACAGCCACAAAUCUUCUCGCCAUCAGCCCAAAUCCACACUCCCAACUCCCAUCAACCCCUCUCCCAAAACUCGACCAGCACGGCAUCAGAAACCAUGCCAAACACAUGCGAAAUGCUCUCACCUCCAAACCUGUCCAAGCCCGAAGUCGCCAACUACAAUAUUCCACCACAACCGACCACACAAUCCUUCUCUCCACCCAAAAUGAAGGAGAAGAAGACCUCCAUCGCGGCCACAACAACAUCACACCAGUCCAGUCAGGCCCGACGACGAAACACCACGGAUGGCUCCACUCAGAAACCCAUUCAUCGUACGGAUUCUGGACAAAUGAACGCGAAUCUACCAGGUUUUCCGUUCAUGCCUCCAUACGUGCCGAACGGCCUUGGUAACAUGCCCAAUUCUUUCCCUAUCAACUAUACGAAUCAGAUGCCGAAUCAGUACGACUACAUGCAGAACAACGCGAACUAUUUGUGGAACAACUAUCAGUUCAAUGCGGCCCUACCACAAAAUGUUGCUAAGCCCGCCGGUUUUCCGAAUCCGGCUAUGGCUAACCAGAUGGAUGUGACGGCUAUGCCAUAUUACAAUCCACUGCAGCCCAAUGCCGCGACACCACAAAUGCCUCCGGCCAAUGGGGCUGUCGCUUCGAAUUUUGUCAACUUUGCCAAUGCUUUGGCUAAUCCAUCGGCUAGCAGCUCGUAUUAUUAUGGUUGA
Bursaphelenchus okinawaensis is the source of this 11319-nucleotide messenger RNA. The record is from the annotation of a GenBank genome assembly. Lineage: Eukaryota; Metazoa; Nematoda; Chromadorea; Rhabditida; Aphelenchoididae.